AUGAGCCUACGCAUCGCCCUCCUCAUAAACACACCCCCCAACACCUCCUUCUGGGAUGACGUGCGCAAUUCCUACCAAUCCGCCUUUGCCAUCGUCUCUCCUACCUCCGAGAUCCACGUAUUCGACCCCGUCUUUCGACCCACCUUUCCCAACCCCCAAGAAUACGACCUAAUCGUGCUAAGCGGUGGAAAAGCAGACGCUUCCUCAUCCGAGCCGUGGGUUCUGGGCGUACUAGGAUUUCUGCGAAGAACGGCUCGUGAGGCGCCGCAGACGAAGAUUCUGGGGAUAUGUUGGGGUCAUCAGGCUAUUGCGAGGGCGUUUGGGGGGGUUGUUAGGGGUGUGGUGAAGGGGCCGAUUGCUGGUAUUGAAGAUGUCAAGUUGACAGAAGCAGGGAGAAGAUUCUUUGGCUGCCCAGAUACUAUCACUUUGAGACUACCCGAGUUCCAUGUACGCGAGGUAGCAGAGCCCGGAAUUGACUUCGUCGAGCUGGCAGAGAACCACGAAAUGUUCAUCAAUGCAGCGAACACGAUUCUAUCCUUCCAAGCACAUCCAGAGGUGCACCCUGCGCUUGCUAGGAAGAUGUUACUCGAAGAAGAUGAUGUCUAUAAUGGGAAUCUCUCACAGGAACAGCUAGAUGCUCAGCUUAACAGGCUUGAGCAGCCAACGGAUGGUGUUGAGGUGUUGAGAAGGGUGGUUGAGUGGGUGAGGGAAUAG
Molecule: messenger RNA, 714 nt
Organism: Aspergillus wentii DTO 134E9
Lineage: Eukaryota; Fungi; Ascomycota; Eurotiomycetes; Eurotiales; Aspergillaceae
Exons: 3
Coding region: 1-714 (237 amino acids)
Cellular component (GO): nucleus; cytosol
Source: RefSeq, a predicted model, not a curated record